Messenger RNA from Aspergillus lentulus, 2433 nucleotides. The record is from RefSeq and is a predicted model, not a curated record. NCBI's taxonomy places the organism in Eukaryota, Fungi, Ascomycota, Eurotiomycetes, Eurotiales, Aspergillaceae.
AUGGCAUCUGAAUACGUCCUUCAUCUCUUGAAUACUCUCUUUGCUUUUAUCUUCGUUAUAAUAUGCGUUGUAGUCUAUCGUCUCUUCUUCAGCCCGCUCUCCAAAUUUCCGGGACCGAAGCUGGCGGCUGCAACGCAACUAUAUGAAGCGUAUUUCGAUCUCGUUAAAGGAGGCCAAUUCAUGUGGGAAAUAGAACGCCUGCACCGCGAAUAUGGCCCUAUUGUCCGAAUAAAUCCAUUUGAGGUGCACAUAAGAGACCCAGACUACUACGACGCUCUCUACGCUGUGCCAACAAAGAAGAGAGAUAAGGAUCCCUGGUUUACCUUCAUUGGGUUACCCAAGACUAUGUCAAUGCAGCUGAAUCGGUGCGUUGUCUAUACGCUCCUAGGCAAUGCAGAACUAAUACGGCAGCAGCAAAUCGGCGCCACUGUCCGGAAAAUACAUGGCAAGUCCCAUGAAAGGGAUGCUGAACAUGAAUUAACUGGCUGCAUCCAACAUACAAUUGCACUAAGAAACAAGAUAUCCUUCGAAGAGAGUGAUUUGCGGCGAAUGACCGACGAGGCAACAUUCGUCAUGGUUGCUGGGACUGAUGCACCAUCUCAAGUACUCGCCGUGACGAUGUUCCAUAUACUUAAAAACCCGGAGGUGUAUUGGAAACUCCAAGAGGAAUUGGAAACCGUUUUUCCAGAUCCUCUGGAAGCCAUGUCGUGGAAUAAGUUGGAGCGCAUAGAAUACCUGUCAGCGAUUGUGAAAGAAGGGCUGCGCAUAUCUGCAGUUGUUACAACGAGGCUACCCCGGAUUGCACCUGAUGAGGCUUUGAUCUACGGCAAAUGGCGCAUACCUGCUGGAACUCCUGUGAGCAUGUCUACUCACUUCAUCUUGAGAGAUGAAGAGAUCUUCCCAAAUCCAUUGGAAUUUGAACCCCAGCGUUGGAUGACUGUGGGGUCAUCGCAAAGCCUAGAGCGGUACUUGGUACCGUUUUCUAAGGGUUCUCAGAGCUGCUUGGGCCAGAACAUGACUUAUUGCUGGCUCUACCUUGUCUUAGGCACAAUUAUCCGCAGGUUCGAGUUCGAACUUGUAGGAACAUCUGAUGAUAAUAUCCAGAUUGUGCGAGACUGUUUCAAUGGUCAGACUGCCCCGGGCCUCAACAACAUAAACCAACCGGCCAUCUGGUGGUCCGACCGCGACAACAAUGGUCAUUUGCUGAAGCCGCUUACCGAUAUGACAAGCUUGGUUGCGUCCAGAACUGGGUACGACAUGGCUUUUGGCGAUCGCCAGCUCGUUUUGGAUGUCUUGUCUGAUAAUAUAAAAGACAAAAGAAAUCUCCUAACCAGGAAACAAAUAAUUAAGGUGCAUAAUCACUCUUCUGGUGUGACCGUUACCUGCAGCGACCGGACCACCUAUGACGGAGACAUCCUCAUCGGAGCCGAUGGAGCAAAUAGCACGGUUCGCGAAUACAUGUGGAAGUUAUCCGAUGCCGCAAAGCCUGGGAGCUCCUACAAGGACCGAAAAUCUAUGGCUGCUGAAUAUCAAUGCCUUUUCGGUAUUACUUCAUCGUGCGAAGACCUUCAGCCCGGCGACGCGGACUACGGUUACGAUAAAGACCGCGGCUUCUUCACAUUUGUGGGGAGAGGAGGCAGGACAUACUAUUUCCUCCUGAAAAAGCUUGACCGAGCCUAUACUUUAGGGGAGAUCCCCCGAUAUGACAGAGCAGCAGCGGCCGAAUUUGCACGGGAGCAGGCGGAUAUUAAGAUCAGGCCAGAUCUGGCAUUUGAUAUGCUAUGGGAAAAGUCUGUCAGGUAUAAACUCAUUGCACUUGAGGAAGGUAUUCUGCAGUCUUGGACGUGCGGACGCAUUAUCUGCAUCGGCGACAGCGUUCACAAAGUGACGCCUAAUAUAGGGCAAGGCGGUAAUAUGUCCAUGGAAAGCGCCGCAGGUUUGGCUAAUACAAUAAAAAGACUGGCAGAGAAAUCCAGUAAAGGCGGUCGUUACCUUUCGGAGCACUCGGUCAGGGAAUGCCUGCUUGCGUUUCAGGAGUCGCGACGGAGGAGAUCGCAAGCAGUCGUCAAUACAUGCUAUAGUGUCAACCGACUUCAGCUGAUGAAGACGCUGUUCGACAGAUUUUUACUUAUUUACUGCAUGCCAAGAAUGGGGGACUUUUUGGCAGAUCUGAUAUCAGAAAUAUUUGUUGGGGCCGAAAUGCUUGACUAUCUCCCACCGCCGCCAGCGUCCUUGAAUGGAACAAUGCCGUUUAACCCUGUUCAAGGUGUUGGACAGAAGGAAAGCAAGAUCCGAAGAGCACUACUUGCAUUGCCCUUGUUUGGGCAGAUGUCCUACCCGAAGUAUCUCAUUUUCGAUUCUGGUAUCAUCCACACUAUCUUCCUCGUGGAGUCUGCUCGCCGAGCCAGCAUAUUUACUCUCUUGCAGCUGUAA